Messenger RNA from Cherax quadricarinatus, 752 nucleotides. RefSeq names its product LysM peptidoglycan-binding domain-containing protein red (gene red). Lineage: Eukaryota; Metazoa; Arthropoda; Malacostraca; Decapoda; Parastacidae. The record is from RefSeq and is a predicted model, not a curated record.
AUGGAAGCUCUAAAACAGCAUAAUAAGCUUUGGUCAAUAGAGGCAAUGGUUCUUCAUGACUAUCUUGAAGUUCCUGUAAGUCGAGCAGUUUAUGAGGCUGUUACUGGGGCAGCUCUUUCUCCACAGUCUCCAACAACGCACUUCAAUGGCUCAGACAGAAGUUCUGAUACCAGUAGCUCACCUAGUAGCACUCCAAAGGUGAGUCGUUCACCAUCAACAUCCAGUGGUCUGCACGAUUGUUCUGAAACCAGUCCGAAUGACUUCCUCUCCAAAAUAGACUCUAACAUCGCUCUCAUGAAGUCAAGUAUUGAGAGAAUGGAGACCCAUGCAUACCCAGUAUUGGACAGAAUGGAAGUGGAUGACUCUGGCUGUAGCAAUGACCGGCGCUCUUACCAUUCUAAGGUACGUGACAGCAUAUAUCAAAAUGGAUGGCAUGAUCCCACAUCAGCACCUCAUCCAGUUGUCACCCAGGGACGCACCAUUACAAUGUCUCUUAAGAGACUACUUCGUGAACAUGAAGAACUGUACGAAUUAUAGCAUUUCUUUAUUUUAAUUCUUAAUACUACUGUAUACUGUAAUUGUAAUUUGAGGCCACAAACAGUAAGGGGUAAAAGCAAAUGUUUCUCAAGGUAGAGUGACUAUUUUGUUAAAAUGUUAUACAUUUGACAGGAGUAUUGUCCAUGUUUAUCCAUAAAUCUUGUUAUAAUUUGUGUGCACGUAAAACGCAUAAUUGUUUGUACAGAAUUUUCAUA